Messenger RNA from Phaeoacremonium minimum UCRPA7, 969 nucleotides. Its product is annotated as putative glycoside hydrolase family 79 protein. The transcript is spliced from 2 exons. Bases 1 to 969 code for a protein of 322 amino acids. The record is from RefSeq and is a predicted model, not a curated record. NCBI's taxonomy places the organism in Eukaryota, Fungi, Ascomycota, Sordariomycetes, Togniniales, Togniniaceae.
AUGGCUAAACUCUCAGAAUUGUUGGCCUUUCUGGCAAUCGCUGCUGCUGAAGUGUCGGCGGUGACGUUCAGUGUCCCAACGAAGGUCGGAACUGGAGGAUACGCCUAUGCGCCGCUCGAUCCAGCACCAGUCGGGAUCUCGUUCGAGUUCUUCGCAUUCCCCUCAUACUUCACAAACGUCACCGGCACGAACCAAUGUCUCGCGAAUUGGAAAGCGCUCACUGGUGUCUGGCCGCCGAUCCGAAUUGGCGGGACCACGCAGGACAGAGCGAGCUACGAUGCAUCGACAUCAGCAUACGUGGUAUACACGGUUGCUAGCCCAGCAGACGCACCCGCAACAUUAACGUUCGGUUCGAAAUUCAUGACACUUGCCAAUACUUACGCGGGCACAGUCGUUAUGGGUCUGAACCGAGGGAAGAACGACCUCGCAAAUACGAUUGCUGCCGCCAAGGUGGCCGUGUCUGAGAUGGGCAAUCUCUUGGCGAUUGAACUGGGCAACGAGCCUGAGUGUGAGCAACCAACUGGAGAACAAUCUUUGAAUGUGAUACUGACGGUGAUGCAAGACUACAAGAACGAUGGACAACCGAUCGCGUCAGGCACAUGGAACCCUGCCACCGACGCAGCUUCGCAAAAUGACUGGGACAUCCGUGUAGGCCAGGCCAUCGGCAAGAAGAACAUCAUCCAAGCCGGCAAUUCAAAUGACUCUCCUCCGACGUGGGGUGCGGCUGAGCUCAUUGCAACCGAGAACGCAACGGUGAAGGAGUACGUGAAGACAUAUGCUCAUCACAACUACCCAGGCGGUACCGUCAGCAGUCUGAUGAGCCACUCGAGCAUUGUGACAAAUCUCCACAAGUUCGAUGCGGAUAUAGCCGCCGCUUUGGGUCAAGGAAAGCCGUACAUUUUUGGCGAGACAAACUCUGGUAAGCUCAAGAAUCGCGUUGUUAGUAAGGGGCCAAAUGCUAAGCAAUGA